AAACCAUAAAAUAAAGAAUAAAAGAUGGUUUCCCAUAGAAAACUGAUAAUGCUUCUCAUACUAUCGUUGCUCAUGAAAGUAGCAUUAUCUCAAAACGGUGUAUUUAGAAUAAAGAAUACCAAUAUAUUCGGAUGGGAGAUAUGGCCGACAAUACAUGUUUACCUCAGAAACGAUAUCGGACGUGGUUUAGUGCUAACUGCUAGUUGCUAUAAUAACAUAAAGGGGCAAGCUCGUGACCGAGAAUUUUUACCGGGGCGUAUGACAAAAUUCACUCAAUUCACGAAAAGUUUCUGGGGAGGAGAUCUCUAUAGUUGUAUGUUUCAUUUUGGUAAUAAACGACGCAGCUUUACUAUAUAUAAAGGUAGCAGAGAUAAUAGUGACAAAGGUCAGUGCAGACACUGUUUUUGGUCCAUCAGACCGUAUGGAGCUUGUGCUCUUAAUGGACUGACUAAAAAAUAUGAUAUUUGUUACAACUGGGAUUAAUAAAAAAAAUAUUGUACAUGUUUUGUUGUUUAUAUGGUGAUAAUAAUCAAAUUUACCAUCUGUACUCAUG
Molecule: messenger RNA, 553 nt
Organism: Arabidopsis thaliana (thale cress)
Lineage: Eukaryota; Viridiplantae; Streptophyta; Magnoliopsida; Brassicales; Brassicaceae
Product: Plant self-incompatibility protein S1 family
Exons: 1
Coding region: 25-483 (152 amino acids)
Cellular component (GO): extracellular region
Source: RefSeq, marked reviewed